This is a messenger RNA of Eruca vesicaria subsp. sativa (arugula), 330 nucleotides long. The record is from the annotation of a GenBank genome assembly. Lineage: Eukaryota; Viridiplantae; Streptophyta; Magnoliopsida; Brassicales; Brassicaceae.
AUGUGUGUUGGUAGUUGGUCUCACCGGUGUUACCGUAUGUCUGAUAUCAACAUUGUGGUCUCUCUACGGUCGAGCAGAUGGAAGUUUUGGUGGAAGUAUGGAGAGAUGGCAGUAUCUAAUUGGUUACUUGGGAUCAGAGAGAAUAGCUUAAGCUUUUAUAUGGGAUACAUGUAUGUACACAGUUUUCAGCCAUGGUUGAUUGGAGAGAACCUGCAAAAUGUGAAGAACAACAAGGUUGAGUUAGUGAGUUAUCUUAGGUUUGUUCAUGUUCUUGGUUUGCUUGCGUAUCUUCUGUUUCUCAACCUUGACGAGAAAGAUCUUGUUAAUUAG